This is a messenger RNA of Fonsecaea nubica, 1473 nucleotides long. RefSeq lists its product as hypothetical. The coding region runs from base 1 to 1473 and encodes 490 amino acids. Lineage: Eukaryota; Fungi; Ascomycota; Eurotiomycetes; Chaetothyriales; Herpotrichiellaceae. Gene Ontology annotation, molecular function: acetate transmembrane transporter activity. Gene Ontology annotation, cellular component: plasma membrane. The transcript has 6 exons. The record is from RefSeq and is a predicted model, not a curated record.
AUGGCCAAAUCCGCAGACUCGGAGGACAACAGUCGGGACGUACCCCUGCACAGCGGCGUGUCUGACACGCACGACCUCCAUCACGACCGGCACGACCCUGACCAUGCGUUGAAAACCAUCCGCACGGCGGGUAGCGUUUCAACCAGCGCCGAGCUGUUUGAGAAGAUGUACUUGACGCCCAAAAACCGCGUGUUAAACAACAUCCGCUCGACGUUUGGGAAUCCCACACCUCUCUGCCUUGUCGGCUUCUUGUUGUGCAUCACCGCCUUGUCCAACGUGCUGAUGGGGUGGAGGGGCGCAGGAGGAUUGGGCGCUGCUGAAGUAGGAGCAUACUACUUCUUCGGAGGCCUCCUUAUGAUCAUCGGCUGUGUCUUCGAGCUGAUCCUAGGCAAUACUUUCGCUUGCGUCGUCUUCGCCUCGUUUGGCGCCUUCUGGCUCACAUUCGCCGCGACCUUGACGCCUUUCUACAACGCUUCGAUCGCCUAUCAACCCGAUGACCCGGCCACCGCGGCGUCGAACCCUGUGUUCACGGCUACGCGUUCCCAUGACAGAUACUUCCCGCCAUUUGACGCGGCGCUACUAGACAUUGAGCUGGUCCAACAGCACGAAUACAAGACGGGUCGACAGCGUCAGCCUCCUCGAUGGGUGGAAAAGAGCCACGAGGCCGAAUUGAUGGCCAACAACACCCCGACAUCCGUGGGCCUGACUGAGGAGAGGGAUCCUGUGCAGCCCUCGACGACCAGAGACAAAGGGUGCAGCAGCAACGUUGGCCACCAAUCUGCCAGUCCUCGACCGUCUUUGACGGAGCGUGCCAUGUCCAAAAUCAUGAUCGUACCCAAAUCCGUCGAGGUAUUGGGCACGCCGUUUCCGGCCGACUCAGCCACCGGACUUGAAGAUGUGGCGACCAAUUCGAGCAGCGCAAGCAGCGACUGCUCCAACCCGCAGGCUGGCUUCACAGAGCAAGCCAACCCAUUCGUCCAUGGCAACUUAGAUCUGGACACCAUCCAUCCACCUUUGGCGCCUGAGGUAUCUCGACUAUCAACUGUUGAGGACAAGACUCUAGAGGCCUGGAGCCGAUAUAGCCUCGUCCGGCAACGUUGGCUCCGCGCACAAGAAGCCGUCACGCUUGUCGAUCUAUUCUUCAAGUACCUCUCUCCAAUGAGCCCGGUGCUCAUGUCGGAGUUUCAAAACCACUCGACCUAUCAAAGACUGAUCACGGAAGAUCAUGAUCUCGUCACGCUUCUUUGUCUUGCCCGAAGUUUCCUUGAGCAGGUCGUUCUCGGACGCGGAACCCACUCGGCCAAAAGAAUGUCAGUCCUCAGCAUCAUCGACAGCUGUCUUUUGAUUACCGACUGGCAUCCUCGAUACGCCGAUUUUCCUGCCGAAGACGAGAUCAGUGGCGAUCUGUGUCCAAGCCAUCAACCCAACCAGCCCUACGACACCUCGCGUUCGGACUCCCAUCUGAUCCGUUAG